Sphaerulina musiva SO2202 is the source of this 261-nucleotide messenger RNA. RefSeq lists its product as uncharacterized. NCBI's taxonomy places the organism in Eukaryota, Fungi, Ascomycota, Dothideomycetes, Mycosphaerellales, Mycosphaerellaceae. The record is from RefSeq and is a predicted model, not a curated record. The coding region runs from base 1 to 261 and encodes 86 amino acids. The transcript has 2 exons.
AUGCGACAAUGUGAGACCCGGGACUGUGUACAGUUCUACGUCGGAAUCAGAGUCGACCUGCUCGGCAACCGAUCUAUUCAGCCAGACCAGUAUGGCAGUAGCGGCGCCGACAACGCGUCUGACUCUGCUAUGAACUCGGAAGACUCAUCAGACGACAAAUGGUUCCGUUGCAACGAAAUGUUUACAGGUCACGAACAACCGACAGUGAGGGAGAUGCACGUGUACAAUGACAAGGACAAGAUGCUACAAUCCCAGCCCUGA